Molecule: messenger RNA, 4216 nt
Organism: Amoebophrya sp. A120
Lineage: Eukaryota; Dinophyceae; Syndiniales; Amoebophryaceae
Source: the annotation of a GenBank genome assembly
UGGCAAUCAAGCUGAAAUCGUUCCGUUACAGUUACCCACGAACGACAAGCAGAACAGGAAGGAAAAUGGCACGAGCGUUUAGCGUCAAAAUUGCAGAAGAAGUAAAUAAAGCUCGCAGAUGAUGGCCGUCCCUGUUUCCUCUCUCCGGCGUGCACGUUUUCUCGUUUCGCUGGUUUUCUUCCAGCCGACUCCACAUAAGCCAUGGCUGCAGCAAGAGGGAAUACACACAACUUUCGGCGGCCACCUAUUAUUCGUCGCCGCCCAGCCCAACCGCGUCGACCCGGUUCCGGAGAAGAUCACGACCUACCUGGAGUGGUUUGACAUUGGCCACAAGGACGCUGCGGACCACCUGCAGCACGCGUUUCAAGAAAAUUUGUCGCCGAACUACCUGUAUGCAUUGCAAAAGUAUCGUACUUUGUAGAAAGGCAUUACAAAUUUUCCCAGCAUGAGAACUGGAUUUUGCCAUGCUGUUUUACCUUAAGGACAAGAUUUGUCAUGCAUAGUUGCAAUUAUUAUUAGGAUUAGUACGAGUGCGAUGCUUUUGCACCGCAUAACCUGCAGCUGACCCCGGCGGAGAAGCAGUGCAUUGUGGAGUUUUUCCGCAGCGUCGGCCAGCACGCGGUACAAGCCAUGAAGACCGCGGUCGAAUCACCCCGUUGCGCGUCCCUCCUCACCCUCUCCAGCAUCAAGGACGUCGUCGAGCACGGCGUCGUGCGGCGUCGUAAUGCUGGUGGUGGUCAACAAGCAUCUUCAUCCGGAAGAACUGGUAGCAGCACGAUGGAGCUCGGCCAGGAUCGGCGACACAGCCGGCAUAAGAACAGCAGGGAACAACGCACUGGUACUAGCCAGCAGGUGCGAAAGAGCGGGGUGGGAGAGAGAGAAACUGCGGCGAGCGGUAACAAUAAAGACGAUGGCGAAACCACGUCGGUUGUUAUGGAGAGAGAGCAGCACAUAGCCGAGCACUUCACCACGACGGGGGACGACGGGGCGACGGCGAGUACAGCCGAGAGGAGUACGUCCUCUUACGAAGCAGGAAAAUUAGUGGGGCAGUGGCAAUGGAUUUGGCACGCAUUUAUUUGGUAUGUGGCUACGCAUAAUCAAGAGUCGACACCUCUCUGUUCUUGCACGUUUUGACGGCGUGGCCCUCUUGCGAGAAAGUUUUUUCUUUGUUCGAAAGGCAUUGCUGCGCACUUUAUUUCCGCUCCAUACGGCUUCUACCACGACCACACCCGACCUCAUGGACUUGACGAAAUUUGACGUUUAUGGAAUGAAAAUGGAACACAUCAUCAUCUUUUUGUCCUCUUGUUGUUUCCGACACUUCUAAAUACGACUGUCGAAAAGAAAGAUCAGCAUCUAGAUAAUGGCAGUCUAUCCUGUAACUUGGGUAAGCAACUGCAUAGAUAUAAAAAUUAAUCUUCUCGUGCCGUCCUCGUGCCAGCAAAGAUAAAUUGAUUGUUGAAAACAGCAAGCGUCUAAUGAAAACAGCAAGCGUCUAAUACGUUGUUUCCAGCUGUUCACUCAUUCGCAUAACCCAUUCGGCUACCCGCUUCCGCCGAACGAGAAGGACAUGAAUUUUGACAACCACGGCCCGCAAUCGGUCGAGCAGUUUCUACAGCGCACCGCCCUGUAUUUCCACCUGAACGGGUAUGGAAGCGUCAGGAUCGAAAUCAACAAAAUCGAAAUAAUUUGUGAUGCAUAAAAUCGAUACCAGUUGGAGCCUCAGUUUCGAAGUGGCGCAUGACAAAUUUCGGGAGCACCAAAAUCCAGGCUGUCAUGCUGUUUCGGCAAAGAAGACUGCUCCUGUCAUGGUACUCCAGCAGCGCAUCGCCUUCCCCUAAACAGGCUUGCAAUCGGUCUCAUUUGCCUGCUCCCCAACACAGGCCUUACGUGCUCUACAUUUUAUGCAUUACAAAUUUUUCGACUUUGUCGACUUCGAUCCUGACACCCCCAUAACGGGACCGAUUUGAGUGGGGUCACGUGGUACGACAAGCGUAUGGUGGACCUGUGGGUCACCGACACCGAGAACUGGUGCAAACUGGAAAUCGCCAAGGUCUACAGCGUAUCAAAUGCAAAAAUGUCUGGGUCUGGAAGGUGGAAACUUGUCAUGGUCAAUCUGAAGCAUGCAAAAAUCUGUGUUGCAUGAGUGCCAAAAGCUGUCCACUUUUGACCAAAUUGGAAGGGAGCUUCUCAUGCAGGAUGGGCAUGGCAGAGACCUCCCAAAGUCUGUCAUGCUAAGUCCCGCUUCCCAGACCUCAUGAGUCAUGGAAAAUCUGCAUGACAAGUUUACACUUUUCCAGACCCAGACAUUUUUGCACUUGAUACAGCGGUACCAAGGGGUUCAAGGUGCUAGACACGCAACUCACGCUCGAGCACGGGUUGCUCAAUGUCGAAAAACCCCCCACUGGGAAAUGCUACGUGCAGUAUCGAUAUUUGUUUAUUUUUCUGUUGUAGAGUAGGGUAGGUUAUCGAUCGUGGGAGCGGAGGAACGAAAAGGAAAAUCGAAUAGGUAGCGAGAAAUUCACAUCGGACGAGGGCUGCACCUGCAACGCGGUUGAGUAUCCACGUGAGCAGAACCCUGUGGACAAAGUUUGUCCAUCUGCUUUUCAUGUGAAAAUGCACCCUAUCUAAAAAAUAUAAAUCAGGUCCCCCUACAAUCCGCUGAUCUUCAACAUUGUCUUCGAUGCUCGGGUGGCGAUGAUAUGCAAUGCGAUUUAAUCAUGUAAAAAAAACGGGAUAAAAAAUACACUGUCAAGAACAAUGAAUUAGAAAGAUGAGAUCCGUACUGCUACUGCUUUUUUUUCUGCAAGGAUUUUAUUUGUGACGCCGGUUUUCUCUUGCAGUGUGUAGGAGGUCUAGGUCAUGCUAUUGGUUCCGGCCUCACAUGAACAUGACUCCUUUUUGCAUUGUAUACUCGGCGCGGCAGGGUAAGAUGACUUCGCUCGAAAUGGAAAGGAGGGAGAGCAUCGACAAGGAGCUAUGGAAGAGUCCAAAUUAUUUGAUGAGGCAAGGAAGACCUGUACUUCGACUUCCGUAGAGGUGGAUGUAGGGCCUGUAGUCGUAGCCUUUCUAUUCAAGCAGUGAAGUUGCAGCACUUCCACCACGGCUGCUGAUAUUGAAUUUGCCACCAAGCCUUGCUAUACAAAUCCAGCUCAUGAUUGUACUUCUCGAAAGUGUUGCGUAUCCAUCAGCCUUGGCUCAUCACUUUGACUUUUUUCUCUCGAUUUUCCACCCGGCAGGACAUGGCCGAGGAAAAGGCGAUUUUCCAAACGAAAAAGGACAAUUCGUGGCGUUACUACUUUCUGCACGAGCUCGGACCGGAUGUCGUCGUCGCGGUUCUUCUCGCGUUGUUCCUCGAAUUCUGCAUCCUGAAGCCCGCCUACCGCUACUUUUACGGCCAUCACCCGCACGACCACAUCGAUCCACGUACGGGCGAAAUCCACUGGGACAGCUACGAGCACGCGGUCGGACACUACCGCAACAGCGGCGUCGUGAUCCGCGGCUACGUACACGACGAAGCGGAGCGCGAGCUGGCGGCCGCAAACGGGACAAAUAACGGCGGCAACGAAGGUGGAGGAACAGCAGAACAGCGGCCGCCCGGCGUCGCGCCCGCGGGCGGCAGCGAGGACGGCGAGCAGGUGGCGACGGCGGGGGAAGUAGAUGGUAGCAAUAAUGCGCCGCCCCCUCCGGGGGGACCACGAACUGGAGGUCGUCAGAGCGGUGGCCUUGGUACUAUAGGGCCCGGCAAUGUUGCACUUGCGGCGGCUGGUGCUGGUGGUGACAUGCUACCCAUAGACGGCGCGACGCUGGGAGAUGAGCAGAACACGCCGACAGGACGAGCAAACGGUCUGGGAGGUCCGGAAGGAACAAACGGAGCGCCAGGGAGACAGCCGCCAUCAAGUUCCGGGGAAUCAGAAUCGCUGUAGCGGUCGUUGGCUGAUGAUGAUGGUGUUGUGGAGUAAGUACUUGAUAGAGCAGCUUCUGGAAUCAACGAGAUCUGACUUCCUGGUAGGGCUCGAUUCGAUGCUAAUUGCUGCAGAGAUUGCAACAUGACCACGCAUCAGUCAUCAUUUUGGUAUGUUUCGCCUUCGUUUCAUCGCGUGUGUUGACGUUUCGAAGAAGAUUCGCGCAAGGUUUCUGGUGCGAAGAAACAGAAAGAAAAAUCACACAAGGACUAAGAGUGAAGGACCGCUGUGGUCCUCGCCGCUGGGCCGCGGGG